AUGGCCUCUGGAGUGUUUGGUACCGUCAUUUCAGAAGAGACGGUAACAGCCACCGGAGAGUACAAGGAGCCCGUUACCCAAAAGGAUGUGGCAGACUAUGCCAUGAAGAUGAUCAACGCCGGUGGCAAGGAUGUUGACGCACAAAAGUUCCUCGACAACCUCAAGGACAGGUACGGUAAUGGAAUAACUGCCAAAUGCCUCAUCUACAAUGCCACCGGUACCACUUUGAACUUUUCUGACUACUACGAUUGGCACGGCCUUGUCUACGAGACACCCUACCCGUCACAGAUUCAGAAUGGGCAAUGGGGGGCAUUUCUUCACGUCCACAGUACUGCAGCUUUGCAUGGUUCAGAGGGUGCCGUUGUGUAUCGCACCAAGCUCCCCUCCGGCACCAGCUCGUGUGACUGGCUCUUCUCUUGGUGCAUCCCCUUCUUUGGUGGCAACACGGUGUACACCGAACUCGGUGAGCAAGGGCACUUCCCUCCCAACUGGCGCUAUAUCAAUGAGAAGCUUGAUAAAUAUGCAACUGGCAGCUCUACUCAUAGCAAGUAUGGAUAUCUUACCAAUGCUGAGAUCGGUGGAGGCACUACCACUGACACGCGUGCAGUUUUCCAGCUUCCCUACUAG
Messenger RNA from Hordeum vulgare subsp. vulgare (domesticated barley), 627 nucleotides. RefSeq names its product 23 kDa jasmonate-induced protein-like. The transcript is spliced from 3 exons. Bases 1 to 627 code for a protein of 208 amino acids. NCBI's taxonomy places the organism in Eukaryota, Viridiplantae, Streptophyta, Magnoliopsida, Poales, Poaceae. The record is from RefSeq and is a predicted model, not a curated record.